AUGCCUUCAGUUACAAGAGCAAAUGAAACACGAAAAGAACGAAUCCAAAAAAAAGAAUUGGUGAUCAAUAAAAGGGUUCAUAAACUCAGGGCAAGGGCUUUCUAUGACUUACUGAAAGAAAAUAAUGCAAAUUUGUUAAUUUUGAGCUUUGAUUGCCAAAAGAAUCAACCGAUGCCCAAAAUACCGGAUCAAAUAACGUAUUAUUCCCGGCAACUGUAUAUUUACAACUUUACUGUUGUUGUAGGACACUCUAAAACGGGGCUUAAGAAAGAAAAUGUCUAUUCUUACACGUGGACGGAAGAUAUUUUACCAAAAGCCUCCAACGAAAUUGCAAGCGCUGUCUUCCACUGCUUGUGUCAGUUGAAAAAUAUGAACAAGCAGAUCAACCCGGACCCAGCACCUCUUUUCAUUAAAGUGAAAGAUAAAAAACUAAGUGAUGUAAAAACUUUACUCACUACGCAUUAUGGCGAAAAUUGGGAAGAACUAUCAGAUUUAAAUUUGAAGUUAUUCAAAGAAGUUCUGAGCCGACCAGAUUCAUUACAGCAUGAAUACGAACAUGAAAAUUGCGAACCAAUGCAAGAAGUUCCACAUCUAAUAGUUUAA
Pieris macdunnoughi is the source of this 603-nucleotide messenger RNA. NCBI's taxonomy places the organism in Eukaryota, Metazoa, Arthropoda, Insecta, Lepidoptera, Pieridae. The record is from the annotation of a GenBank genome assembly.